UUUCACUUAACCACACCCUUUGAGCCAUGACGCACGCCAAUAAGAUCCUUUCUCUUCAGUGUAAACGGAAGUGAACAGUGACCACUACAUUUUCCACUUCAGCGUUUUUAUUUUUGUUAUUUAGACGUUUAUUAACACCAUGCAACUCAAAAUAUUACUAAUUUAACUGCACGGCAUCACAUACUUCCCCAGGUAGUGUUUAAUUCACGUUGGAGACAGGACUUGGUUAAUAUAUGUUAUCUAGGUAACGCUAGCUAGCAAGGAGCUAACAAUGGCUAACUGUAUGGUUUUUCACACUCAAAUAGCCUCCAUCAUGGAGGUACUAGCGAAUGCAGCCGUGGCAGAGAUCUGUAAGCUCGUAGACGACGACUAUGCAGUGAUCCGUUUGGAAAUAACUCAAAGCCAGAAAGAAAACAGGGCAUUGCGGAGGAAACUACAGCUACUGGAACUGAAGAUGGCACGGGAGCGCGCAGAGCGCGUCCUCGCCAGUCGUCCCAGUAGUGUCAAGAUCCUCGACCGAUACAGAGGAAUGGCAAGAGGUGAAGGACAUCUCACUGGAGGCCACAGGAGCUUUGUGAAGCCAGCGGUGCACAAUACAUGGAGAGAUGACCAACCAAUCACUGUUGAUGAGGGGAGUGAAACCUCAACCCAGCACAUUAUCGUGAUAGAGUCUGCAGAUGCAGAGGCUGCAGGUCCUGGGGUUAAGCAGGAGAGUUCUGAAGGAAAGGAGCUACAACACAGCAGAGACAUCCAGACUGGAGCAGCGGCUGGAGUAGCACCCCCUGUAGCCACGGAGGACUCUACCACCGCCCCAGCGCAGCCCAGGACGCGACGCAGCAUCACGGAGGUCAGUGGAACGCUGAACGCCGUCCUCAAGUCAGAGACCGACACAGAGACUUUAACUGUAACACAAAGGCUUUUGCACACAGGAUCUGACCACAGAUCAGACCCUGAGAGACUGGGGCCACUGGGCUGUCCUCCUGCUCCCGGCUCAGAGUAUUUACUUUACGGUAACCCGAGCAUGAGGACGGUUCAUUCCCAUCCGGACUCAGGUGACGUGUUAGAGACUGGUAAUGAUCCGUCUUGUUCUUACGUUACAGGGAUGGACCCUGGCAACAUGCCAUUAGGUUUAGAGACACAGACUGAUCUGUCUAGAGGGGACUGGAACCAGUACAGUAGUAGUGUAUAUGCUGAAGGGUGCGUAAAGGGUCUUGUCGUAGAUAAAGUGACUGUGAAAGUGGAGGGCGAUGUUCCUCCCACAUGGAAUGCAGAUAGUCACCUAGGAGACGGACACUCACAGGGCAGAGAUUUCUUAGAAAAUAGGGAAAGCUUAGAGACAAAUCCAAAUGUCGCGACCCACUCCCCUUUACACGCAUACAGCGGUCACGACCCAGUGUCCACAUCGAUGGGGCCUUCCGAUUCAAACAACCGUGUCCGUUUCGAUCAGGUAUUGAACUCAAACGACAGAGCUAGAGCCCAGGCUCCGGGAGUGGGAGCAACAUCAGGCAAUAUUAAAGAUAAACGGUUCCUCGACAACUUCUGUAACAAAGGCUUCAGCUGCACCCAGAAGUUGGAUAUCCAUCAGAGGGCCCACACAGGGGAGAAACCCUUCAUCUGUACCCAGUGUCAUAUGUGCUUCGCCCAAGCUGGCACCCUGAAGAGGCACCAGAGGGUCCACACAGGGGAGAAACCCUUCAAAUGUACCCAGUGUCACAUGCGCUUCGCCCAGGCUGGUGACCUGACGAGGCACCAGAGGGUCCACACAGGGGAGAAACCCUUUAGGUGCCCCCAGUGUGAGAAGAGGUUCUCCCGCCAGGACCAGCUGAAGAUGCACCUGAAGAUCCACAUGGAAGAAAGGCCGUUUGCAUAGCUACCUCAGAGUACACCAGCAGAAAAAACAUACCACUCUAUAACAUAGAACAGGGGUAGGCAACCCUGGUCCUGGAGUGCUACAGGCACUUAAGUUUUUUGAUUUAACUGAUCUGGAAGCCCAGGUGUGUUGAAUUUAGGCAAUCACUGAACUGAUCAAUUAGCUUAGUUGGUCAGGUGUGGUGCCCAGUUGUAACAACCCUGACAAAGAUUGUAACCAUUUCUACUUGAUACUGUAGCUUCUGACGUUUAGAUCAAACCUGCAUUAAAGACAAAGCUGAAUUUUCAUUGUUGUCAACAGAACAGAUCCACAGAUGCAUUUGGAAUAACAAGACUAACAGAUUUUACUGUUGAAUAUUCCUUAGUAGAAUAUUGCAUCCAAACAUUGUGUGAUUUCUAAGGCAUAUAUAUAAGCCUUAAGUCCGUUACAUGUUGUGUUUGUACUGUGUAGGAUAUGAUGUGUUUCAUUACUUCCAUUCAACUACUUACAUUUUUUUCCUAAGACACUUUUAAUGAGAAAAUUCAUGUAGAUUUUUUUUGUUGAGACGUGUAUGUGUGGUUUUCAUAUGGUGUAUUUAACACUUGUUUAUGUUUAGCCCUUUAGACUCGUACCUACCUGUACACGGGUUGAAAGUGGCAGAUUUGGGCACUGAUAAGCACCUAAAUUGUAACGACAGUGGCUGUACAGUAACAUGAUAUAAAUUACGUCAGUGUUCAGGCUCUGUAUGGGUUUUGACUGACAGCUGUUCUGAACUUGAGCACAACACGUGACAAGUUGCACCCAUCCCUCCCACUAAUUGGGCAACUUUUUGUUGUCUGAAUGAAGGAAAUGCUGUAAAUUAAGAGGACGCUAUGUAUUUUGAAAGAUGAGAUGUUAAGGAUUAUAAUAAAUACAGCUUUGUUGUCAUACAAGCAA
Molecule: messenger RNA, 2785 nt
Organism: Salmo salar (Atlantic salmon)
Lineage: Eukaryota; Metazoa; Chordata; Actinopteri; Salmoniformes; Salmonidae
Source: RefSeq, a predicted model, not a curated record